AUGUCUGGAAAGCGCGGUCGAGGUUCUACCUCCGGUAACAAGCUCAAGAUGACUCUUGGUCUGCCAGUCGGCGCCGUCAUGAACUGCUGCGACAACUCCGGUGCCCGCAACCUGUACAUCAUCUCCGUCAAGGGUAUCGGUGCGCGUCUCAACCGCCUGCCCGCUGGUGGUGCCGGUGAUAUGGUCAUGGCGACCGUCAAGAAGGGAAAGCCCGAGCUGAGGAAGAAGGUCAUGCCCGCCGUCAUUGUCCGCCAGAGCAAGCCAUGGAGGCGAGCAGACGGUAUCUACCUGUACUUCGAGGACAACGCCGGUGUCAUUGUCAACCCCAAGGGUGAAAUGAAGGGCUCCGCCAUCACUGGACCCGUCGCAAAGGAGGCCGCUGAGCUGUGGCCGCGUAUCGCCUCCAACUCCGGUGUCGUCAUGUGA
This is a messenger RNA of Alternaria ventricosa, 426 nucleotides long. RefSeq lists its product as uncharacterized. Gene Ontology annotation, molecular function: structural constituent of ribosome; large ribosomal subunit rRNA binding. The coding region runs from base 1 to 426 and encodes 141 amino acids. Gene Ontology annotation, biological process: translation. NCBI's taxonomy places the organism in Eukaryota, Fungi, Ascomycota, Dothideomycetes, Pleosporales, Pleosporaceae. The record is from RefSeq and is a predicted model, not a curated record. Gene Ontology annotation, cellular component: ribosome; cytosolic large ribosomal subunit. The transcript is spliced from 4 exons.